Messenger RNA from Erythranthe guttata (spotted monkey flower), 2988 nucleotides. RefSeq names its product nuclear poly(A) polymerase 4. Gene Ontology annotation, molecular function: RNA binding; poly(A) RNA polymerase activity. NCBI's taxonomy places the organism in Eukaryota, Viridiplantae, Streptophyta, Magnoliopsida, Lamiales, Phrymaceae. Gene Ontology annotation, biological process: RNA 3'-end processing. The record is from RefSeq and is a predicted model, not a curated record. Gene Ontology annotation, cellular component: nucleus.
AAAGGAAAGAUUAAAAAAAUAUAUAUAUAUUUGCCUUUUAAUUCGGUGAUAUUCCACGUCAUCACCACCAAUACUACAAUCGAAGGAAUUCUUUCCCCUUCCAAACUCAUAGAAUUCACGCGCAAAAUCGUUCCUCCUUGUCCGAAUAGGAAAGUUUUAGGGCUUUUAAUUGGCUAGAUCCACGAGACUUGCUGCCCAAUUCUCCUCUAUAUAAGGGUUCAAUGCGCUCCAGUUUAUGGGGUUUAUUCCUUUUUUAUUUUUGAUUUUUCCUUGAUUGAUUUACGAAUUUCGUUUGUGUGCGGUGAUCUGAGUUUCUGAUUCGAAGUAUUGGGGGUUUAGGUUUUUGCUCGUUUGCCGGACUUAGGUUUAAAUUAGGUUUUUGGGUUAGGUUUUUGCGCCGGUUUUUUUUUUUUAGUUUGGAGAUAUGGCUGGCUCAAAUAGUCCGAAUUCGUCCGUUUCCUCGCCGCCGCCGCCGCCAGAGCAAAAUCAGCCGUCGAAGCAUUGGGGGGUGACGAAAUCGUUGUCUCAUGUGGGGCCGACCAAUGUUGAUAUUCAUAGAAAUAGGGAGUUGCAGAAGUUUUUGCUGGAUUCGGGAAUUUAUGAGAGUGCGGAAGAAUCUGCGAAGAGGGAACUGGUUCUCGAAAAACUUAAGCAGAUUGUGAAAGUUUGGGUGAAACAGCUUACUCGGAUAAAGGGAUACAGUGAUCAAAUGGUGGAAGAUGCCAACGCCGCUAUUUUUACCUUUGGUUCGUAUAGACUCGGGGUACAUGGCCCUGGAUCUGACAUUGAUACUUUGUGUGUUGGGCCAUCCUACAUUAAUCGCGAGGAAGACUUUUUUUAUGGACUCCAUUGCAUUUUAAACGAGAUUGAAGAAGUUACCGAACUCCAACCAAUACCUGAUGCCCGUGUGCCUGUUAUGAAAUUCAAGUUUGACGGGAUUCCAAUUGAUCUCCUAUAUGCAAGCGUUUCUCUCUUGGUUGUUCCAGACGAUUUCGACAUCUCAAAUAUAUCUGUGUUGUACAACAUCGACGAAACAACUGCAUGUAGUCUUAAUGGAUGCCGAGUAGCAGAUCAGAUUCUCAAACUUGUUCCAAACGUUGAGAACUUCCGGACGACACUGCAAUGCCUAAAGUUCUGGGCUAAGAGACGUGGAAUUUAUUCGAAUGUGAUGGGGUUUCUUGGUGGUGUGAACUGGGCUAUUCUUGUGGCUCGGCUGUGUCAAUUUUAUCCCCAAGCAAAUCCGAGUAUGUUAGUGUAUCGUUUCUUCAGAGUCUAUACGAUGUGGCGUUGGCCAAAUGCCGUGACACUUUGUGAAAUAGAGCACAAUGCACUUGGAUUUACUGUAUGGGAUCCUCGUAUAAAUGCUUGGGAUGGACUGCAUCUCAUGCCAAUUAUUACCCCUGCCUACCCUUGCAUGAAUUCUAGUUACAAUGUUUCAGCAAGCACUCUCCGCGUUAUGUUGGAACAGUUCCAAUUUGGUAAAAAUAUCUGCGAGGACAUCGAGCUGAAUAAAUUGAAGUGGAGUGCUUUGUUUGAACCAUAUUCAUUCUUCGAAAGCUACAAAAACUUUCUGCAAGUUGAAAUGAUUGCUUCCGAUCUUGAUGACUUGCGUUCUUGGAAAGGUUGGGUUGAAUCUCGUCUAAGACAGCUAAUUCUGAAGAUAGAGCGCGACACCGGUGAAAUAUUACAGUGCCAUCCUAAUCCACGUGACUAUGCGGAUUCUUCAAAGCAGUGCGCUCACAGUGCCUUUUUCAUGGGCUUACAAAGAAAGCAAGGAGAGGUGGUACAAGAAGGCCAGCAGUUUGAUAUCCGUAAAACAGUUGAUGAAUUUAGGCAUCAAAUAAAGUCCUACUUGUACAGGAAACCUGGCAUGGAAAUAUACGUUUCUCAUGUUCGUAGAAAGCAAAUUCCCUCUUAUGCAUAUCCAGAGGGCUACAAAAGAAACAGAAAUACCAAGCCCAUUAAUGAGGUACUACAGGUUGAUAAGAUGUCUACAGUAAGUGUACUAAAACGGAAAAAAAUUGACGGACCAGAGUUGGAGCGAAGCCCAGAGAAACGGGCUUCUGUUGGUCCUAAGCUGCAAGAUUCAGUUCUGUCCGAGCGUAUUUGUGCAAGAAGUUCAGUGGUGGAAAAGGCUUCAAUGAUUCGACCGUGCGUGUUUGUGGAUGGAGUGAAUAAACAAGUGGACCCCACGAUUUUAAAGAAUGUGCGCCUCGCAUCUAAUGGGAGAGACAUGAAGCUUGAUAGGGAUAAAGAGCCUAAUGCUACGGUUGCAAUGGUUCUCAAAUCUGGUGAAGGAGUUGGAUCGGAGCUUGUGCAGACGAAUGUGAUGAGGCAUGUUUACAAACAAUUGAGAACUCCAUGCAUUUUUUAACUUCUAUUGAGAAAUCGAUAUUUUUUAUUAUUAUUUUUUUUUUAUUUCGUCUUCAUGCUUCUUUUACUUUUGGUUCUUUUGAUACCAAAUGCAGCAACAGGUUAAGUCUUACUUCAAAUGCCUGAACGAAAGAAGAUAUCGGUAGAACGCGCACCGUUUACAUUACUGAAAAGCCAGCAUAUCGGGUAAGUAUCGAAUUUGUUGCUGGAUUUCAUACAUUUCUUAUAUGUCCAGGCAAAUCUUCGAUUCUUGAGAGGAAGAACGAAAAAUCAAGCAGCAGCAAAUCCUUCCCUAGACUUUCUUCUGACAUGCUAUAACAUGUACAGUUACUGAAUUAUAAAAAGAACAAAAAAUGAAAAAAAAUGAGAAAAAAAACGAGAAAAAAAAAAUAGAAAAAGAAAAGAAUCUCGUAUUGCGAAAGUUAUCGAGGGUUCAAUGUGCUCUUGAUUUCUUGGGCUGAUAUUUAGUGGAUUUUCGACUAAGAUUAGGGUUUUGCUUUGGUGGUUAAUGAGGUUUGACCUCAUUUUUUGCAACUGUGCUAAUUUUGACUUUGUAAAUCAGUAACAUCUAAUGACAUUUUUUUAUAUAUUUAACAGUUUUUGGUACUCUGGUUU